Molecule: messenger RNA, 3507 nt
Organism: Durio zibethinus
Lineage: Eukaryota; Viridiplantae; Streptophyta; Magnoliopsida; Malvales; Malvaceae
Source: RefSeq, a predicted model, not a curated record
GUGCCUACUAUCAAUUCUUUUGGAUAGCUUGUGUCAAAAGUAAUGGCUUGGUUUAGAGCAAGUUAUUGUUUGGGAUGGCUAGCCAUCAGAAGAACUCUUACACAGGGUGGAUCAUAUGCAACAAGAAGAAGAAUUCUUCCUUUGCAAAAUCAAUAUUUUCACUCCAAUGCCAUCAAUUCAAACGAGCAAAAGUCACCUGUUCCACGAGCCGUGCCUCUUUCCAAGCUAGCUGAUAGCUUUCUUGAUGGUACAAGUAGUGUGUACUUGGAAGAACUUCAAAGAGCUUGGGAAGCUGAUCCAGACAGUGUUGAUGAAUCCUGGGAUAAUUUCUUCAGGAAUUUUGUUGGACAGGCAACAGGGUCGCCAGGAGUUUCAGGCCAAACAAUUCAAGAGAGCAUGCGUUUGAUGUUGCUUGUUAGGGCAUACCAAGUUAAUGGUCACCUGAAAGCAAAUUUAGACCCACUGUGUUUGGAGGAAAGGGAAAUUCCUUAUGAAUUAGACCCUGCAUUUUAUGGUUUCACAGAAACUGAUCUUGAUAGGGAAUUCUUCAUAGGUGUGUGGAGUAUGUCAGGAUUUUUAUCCGAAAAUCGUCCGGUACAGACUCUGAGGUCCAUAUUGACCCGUCUUGAGCAAGCAUAUUGUGGGAGCAUCGGUUAUGAGUAUAUGCACAUUGACGAGCGUGAGAAAUGCAAUUGGUUAAGGGAAAAGAUUGAAACUCCAACACCAAUGCAAUACACCAAGGAUCGCCGUGUUGUCAUUCUUGAUAGGCUUAUAUGGAGUACACAGUUUGAGAAUUUCUUGGCCUCAAAGAUGAAAACAGCUAAGAGAUUUGGGCUUGAAGGUGGGGAGACUUUGAUUCCUGGUAUGAAGGAGAUGUUUGACAGAGCUGCUGAUCUGGGGGUUGAGUGUAUAGUUGUUGGAAUGCCUCAUAGAGGCAGGUUAAACAUUUUGGGUAACGUUUUUCGAAAACCACUACGUCAGAUAUUCAGUGAGUUUGACAAGAACUCAAAGUUUGAAGAUGAAACUGGGCUUUAUACAGGAUCUGGUGAUGUGAAGUACCAUUUGGGAACUUCUUAUGAUCGCCCAACUAGGGGUGGGAAGAUGAUUCAUCUGUCUUUGGUUGCAAAUCCAAGUCAUUUAGAAGCUGUAGACCCAGUUGUUAUUGGAAAAACUAGAGCUAAGCAAUAUUUUUCCAACGAUUUGGAUCGGACACGGAACAUGGCUGUAUUGAUUCAUGGGGAUGGUAGCUUUGCUGGACAAGGGGUGGUGUAUGAAACUCUACACCUUAGUGCACUGCCAAACUACACAACAGGUGGGACUAUACACAUUGUAGUAAACAAUCAAGUGGCCUUUACGACUGAUCCAAGGUCCGGAAGAUCUUCACAAUAUUGUACUGAUGUUGCCAAGGCCUUAAAUGCUCCCAUUUUUCAUGUCAAUGGCGACGAUAUGGAGGCUGUUGUUCAUGUAUGUGAGCUUGCAGCACAAUGGCGCCAGACUUUCCAUUCAGAUGUUGUAGUUGAUAUCGUGUGUUAUCGAAGAUUUGGACAUAAUGAGAUUGAUGAGCCAUUUUUCACACAGCCUAAAAUGUACAAGGUCAUUCGAAAGCAUCCCUCAUCUCUUGAAAUUUACAAAAAAAAGCUUCUAGAAUCUGGGGAGGUGACGGAAGAAGAUAUUGAUAGGAUACACAAAAAGGUUGAUUCCAUUCUUAAUGAAGAAUUCUUGAAUAGUAAAGAGUAUGUUCAGCAAAGAAGGGACUGGCUUUCAACUAAUUGGGAAGGAUUCAAGUCACCUGAGCAGCUUUCACGAAUCCGAAACACUGGGGUCAACCAAGAUAUACUAAAGAAAGUUGGCAGAGCAAUCACAGUUCUUCCUGAAGAUUUCGAGCCCCAUAGAGCAGUAAAAAAGGUAUAUGAAGAUCGUGCACGGAUGAUUGAAACUGGGGAGGACCUUGACUGGGCAAUGGGGGAGGCACUUGCUUUUGCAACAUUGCUAGUGGAAGGCUACCAUGUUAGACUAAGUGGGCAGGAUGUUGAAAGAGGCACAUUUAGUCAUCGGCAUGCAAUAAUUCAUGAUCAGAAAACAGGAAAUCAGUAUUGCCCACUAGACCAUGUCAUGGAGAAUCAGAAUGAAGAGAUGUUUACUGUGAGUAACAGCUCUCUUUCAGAAUUUGGUGUUCUUGGAUUUGAACUGGGUUACUCGAUGGAAAAUCCAGAUGCAUUUGUUCUCUGGGAGGGUCAAUUCGGUGAUUUUUCUAAUGGCGCUCAAGUUGUAUUUGAUCAGUUUCUAAGCAGUGGAGAGUCCAAGUGGCUACGUCAGACAGGGCUUAUAGUACUGCUUCCUCAUGGUUAUGACGGCCAAGGUCCUGAACAUUCAAGCGCAAGGCUGGAACGUUUCCUACAGAUGAGUGAUGAGAAUCCUUAUGAAAUACCUGAAAUGGAUCCAACACAUCGAAAGCAAAUACAGAAAUGCAAUUGGCAGGUUGUGAAUACUACAACUCCUGCAAAUUAUUUCCAUGUCUUACGCCGGCAGAUACACAGGGAAUUCCGUAAGCCUCUGAUUGUAAUGUCUCCGAAGAACCUGCUUCGCUACAAGUUCUGCAAAUCAAAUUUAUCUGAAUUUGAUGAUGUCCAAGGCCAUCAAGGCUUUAACAAACAGGGAACCAGAUUCAAACGCCUUAUAAAGGACAAGAAUGACCACUCUGAUCUUGAGAAGGGUAUCAGGCGCUUGGUUCUUUGUUCUGGAAAGAUUUAUUAUGAGCUAGACGAGGAGCGUCAAAGGCUCAAUGCAAAUGAUGUUGCAAUCUGCAGGGUGGAACAGCUUUGUCCAUUCCCCUAUGAUCUCAUCCAGCGAGAGCUGAAGCGCUAUCCAAAUGCUGAGAUUGUCUGGUGCCAGGAAGAGCCAAUGAACAUGGGUGCUUACACCCAUAUCGCGCCGCGCCUUUGCACUGCCAUGAUGGAAUUAGGUAGGGGAUCCGUAGAAGAUAUCAAAUAUGUUGGUAGAGGUCCAUCUGCUGCCACAGCCACUGGUUUCCUGAAGAUUCACCAAAAUGAACAGGCUAAGAUUCUAAACCUUGCCAUGCAACCAGAACCAAUCAAGUAUCCUUACUAGAGCCAUUCUAAGCCUGUUCAAAACCAUUCCAAUAAAUCUAACAAGGGUAUCUUCUCUUGAUUUUCAGAAGUUUUUAUUCAAAUCAUAUUCUGCUAAAACCAAUGGCAUUUCUUGCUCUAUGUUAAUUUGUUUCAAGAAUCUGAAACUGUUGACGUACAAAUGUAUUGUUCAUUGUAAUUACUCUCGGAAAAUUUCCUCCAUUUUUUCCUGUGCUUGUCCAUGUUUCCAUCUCUUUUCGCUGAUGCUUUCAUCCAUGCUUCCAAAAUAACUGAUGCAAAUGACUGCUAGGUGGUAGGCAGGUUGAUUUGUCAAUCUUGCACAAUUACUUUUGCUUCCACAACUAAAAGGCUAAUAGUCUCUUGCUCUAAAAUGUUUCUUGAACUCGAUACUUAUUUUAGU